AUGUCAAGAAAACCUGCCGUCAUAGUUCCGUUGUACAACUAUCCACUCACUCCCCUGACUUGGGAACCACUCUACAAAGCGAUUGUGGCUUCUCCAGAUCUUGAAUUCAUCAUCGUCCUCAACCCGGACAGUGGACCGGGUAAACCAGGGAAUCCUUCACCUGAUGACAAUUAUGCUCGCGAGGUGCCGAAACUAAACGCCUUGGCCAACGUGUGUACUCUGGGAUACGUGCGUACAGAUUACUGCAAACGAAGUUUCACCACGGUAUGCCAAGACGUCGCGAAGUAUGCUGGGUGGUCUACCCACUGCUCAAGCUCUGGUCUCUUCGUGCAAGGCAUCUUCUUGGACGAGACGCCCAAUGAGUAUGGCACCACCCAGGCGUCUUACCUGCAUAGAUUGGGCGCAUACAUCAAACAUGCAGAGGGGAUCCAGGGACGGCGACUGGUGGGUCAUAUCCAGGUUCUUGCAGGUUGA
Molecule: messenger RNA, 474 nt
Organism: Recurvomyces mirabilis
Lineage: Eukaryota; Fungi; Ascomycota; Dothideomycetes; Mycosphaerellales; Teratosphaeriaceae
Exons: 2
Coding region: 1-474 (157 amino acids)
Source: RefSeq, a predicted model, not a curated record